AACUGCUUACUGCAACACCGGUUAUACAUUAUCGUACGUUUCUUUGUCAUGUGUCAUGUGACGUGAUCUCAGUUUUUCCCCUGAGCACAAUCAAUGGUUAGAUUAUCUGCUUACUGAUAGGCAGAAAUAUCAGAAGCAUUUUUUCUAAGACGCUAUCCGUUGUGCGUUGUGUGAUUCUAUUUGGGAGAAUUAUAUCUUCUACAUUUUAUAUUUGUUAGCUAUCAGCCAAGGUCAGGGGUAGAGAGACGCCCGAGAAGAAUAUAAGAUUCGUAAAAUGGGUGUUAUGAUCCCCUAUACCGUUGCCUUCUUAGCAACUUUGAACGCAGCAAGUGCAUUGAAUUGCUUCACCUGCAGCUCCAAGGACACCUUUACCUGUGGAUGGAACGUGCCUCUGAUCUAUUUGUCCUACGGCACUAAACAGUGUGCGAGCGUUGGUGUGCUAGACGCUUUGAUCGGUGCUAAGUGCUACAAAAUCACAGCUCAAAACAAACAGGGCAACUGGCUAGUUGAGCGAGGCUGUUUGCCUCCGGGCGCAUUCGGUUGCAACGCCAUUGCCUCAGCCGUAGGCUGGAUCUCUUCCGAGAUGAGCAACGACCCUAACAGCCUCAAGAACCUCAACUGCUACACCUGCAACUCUGAUAACUGUAACUCUGCUCAGAGGUUUAGCGGAACCACCCUCGUAGGACUCGCUUUGGCAGCGGCUAUUUUCUUAUUGUAAUCCCUAACGUCCUUAUGGGUAUAUACAGGGUGUUGCAGAAAUAAACGCCAACAUUUUAACUAUAUACUCAUCAAAAGUAACAAUGAUCAGUUGCACAGCCCGCUCGACCGCCAGAUUUCAAUCCGUGUAACUUUUAUUUAUGGAGUCGUUUGAAACAGCCAAUUAAUACGGUUGUUAAAGAAUGCCUCCAGAAUAAUUGUAACAAUCCGGAAAUCCUAGUAAGUGUCCGAGAAAAUUCGGGCUGUGUAUAAUUAUGUCUUGACAAUAACGGAGGACAUAUUGACUUUUGUUUCAAUUUAAUUUAGUAAAAUAACUGUGAACCUAUUGAAAAAACAACGUUGAUUUGUUUUUGGCGAAUAAAAGGUUUGUCAUAUUUAUCAUUUCUUUGCUAACUGAUUUAUAAAAAUAUUAUUUUUUAAUAGUAAACCAGUUAUCGCUAUUUUUGUUAAUAUUCAAUCAACUAAGUG
Anoplophora glabripennis (Asian longhorned beetle) is the source of this 1185-nucleotide messenger RNA. RefSeq lists its product as uncharacterized. The coding region runs from base 275 to 718 and encodes 147 amino acids. The transcript is spliced from 3 exons. NCBI's taxonomy places the organism in Eukaryota, Metazoa, Arthropoda, Insecta, Coleoptera, Cerambycidae. The record is from RefSeq and is a predicted model, not a curated record. Gene Ontology annotation, biological process: positive regulation of voltage-gated potassium channel activity; regulation of synaptic transmission, cholinergic; sleep.